Molecule: messenger RNA, 912 nt
Organism: Hyaloperonospora brassicae
Lineage: Eukaryota; Oomycota; Peronosporomycetes; Peronosporales; Peronosporaceae
Source: the annotation of a GenBank genome assembly
AUGGCGAUGCUGAACGUGGGCGCGCUCCUCACGGGCUACGACACGGUGGGGGACCACACGGAGUUCCUCGUCGAGAUCUCGUGCAACGGCGGGUUGUGGCGCAUCUCGCGUCGCUUUAGUGACUUUGACCAGCUGCAUGCGCGUCUCGUGCGGCGCUUUGGCGACCUCAUUGAGGCGUCUCUGCCUGAGAAACAGUGGUUUGGACGAUUUGACCCAAACUUUUUGACUAAACGUCAAGCAAGUCUGCAGGAGUAUGUUGAUAAACUGCUGCAGGUCCCUGGUAUUUUGGACGAUGCGUCCCUGCAGCAUUUUCUGGAGUUGGAGAAGCACUUGGAGUUGCAUGGUGAGUCGGGCAUGGGCGGAGUCGGCAGCAACGGUCGAUCCAGCGGCAUAUGGUCCGGCAAGGGUGCGUUAAGUGAGAACGACCGAUUGAGCGGUAUAAUCGAGAGCGCGGCACAAGCCUUUAUCGACAUCAGUGAGGUACCCGAGCCGCUCGAAGCUGAACAAGCUGUCCAGCGCAAAAACGAGAUUGUAGUGGCCUCGCAGAACGUUUUGAACGAGCAGAAGUUAGGGGAGCAGUUUGCUGCUCAACUGACAACUCUCCGUCUUCCGCGUGUCCAAGGGCAGGUAUCGGACGAAGAGUUGCUCUCACGCUUGGACAGCAACAACGGGGUUGACUUUUCGUAUGAGCGGGAGCACGAUUAUCUUGUGGGCAUUUUGAAGCAUGUCGAAGCUUCGCUUCAAAUGAGUAUCACGCCGCCAUCGGUCGACUUAAUAGCUGUCAUGACUGUAUCAACGGCACCGGAGACAACCGCCAUCAGGUCGAGCCAAUCGCUGCCAAGCGGAAAUGGUGCUCCAGAAGUGGGAUCGCUGGAUGAUCGAAGCAGCGUCGGCAACGAGUCGUUCAGCUAA